AUGGUUGCUAUUCAAGUUUUAUUUAAUAUUGCACUUGCUACGGUUGCUUAUGGUGCCGCCAUUCCAAAUGACAUUAGCAAGAGAGCCGACGAUGGCCAAGGAUUUGUCGCUUUGGACUUUGACGUGUUGAGAAAACCAUUGAAUUUGACAAAGGCACUUCUUCACGAAAAGAGAAAUUCCAUUUCGUUAUCUUUGAUCAACGAAGGUCCAUCUUACGCAGCUAAGGUUUCAGUUGGUUCAAACAAACAACAGCAAACAGUCAUCAUUGACACAGGUUCAAGUGAUUUUUGGGUUGUUGACUCGAACGCCCAAUGUGAGGACGACGUAGAUUGCAAAAGCUCUGGUACUUUCAAUCCUUCAUCGUCAUCCUCGUAUAAGAGCUUAGGCUCGGAAUUUGCUAUUCAAUACGGUGACGGAAGUACAUCCGAGGGAACUUGGGGUAAAGAUACGGUUACAAUCAACGGAGUUUCCAUUACUGGUCAACAAUUGGCUGAUGUUACUCAAACAUCAGUUGAACAAGGUAUCUUGGGUAUUGGCUAUGCUAGUAAUGAAGCCGUUACUGAUCAAUACGGAAAUCCAACCAUUCAAAACUACGACAAUGUCCCAGUGACUUUGAAAAAGCAAGGCAAGAUCAAUACCAAUGCUUACUCAUUAUACUUGAACUCACCUACUGCAGAAUCAGGUACAAUCAUUUUUGGUGGUGUUGAUAAUGCCAAAUACUCGGGCAAGUUGAUUUCUGAGCAGGUUACACAGUCCAACCAAUUGACCAUUUCACUUGCAUCCAUCAAUGUGAAAGGCUCUUCGUAUUCGUUUGGACAAGAUGUAUUAUUGGACUCCGGAACUACCCUUACUUUCUUUCCCAGUGACUUUGCUGCAGAACUUGCUAAUCAAGUUGGUGCUGAGCUUAGACAAGUAGGUGAAGGUAAAACAUUAUACUUUAUCGAUUGCAACACCGAUACAUCCGGAUCAACAACCUUUAGCUUUGGAAACGGUGCAAGUAUUUCGGUUCCAAACUCAGAGUAUGUUUACCCAAACGGUGAUGGAACCUGUAUCUGGGGUAUUCAGGCAUCAAGAGAUACUAUUUUGGGUGACAACUUCUUGAGACAUGCUUACCUCCUUUACAACUUGGACGCCAACACUAUUUCCAUUGCUCAAGUCAAAUACACAUCGUCUUCGAGUAUUUCGGCAGUUUAA
This is a messenger RNA of Lodderomyces margitis, 1194 nucleotides long. RefSeq names its product Sap8p (gene SAP8). Bases 1 to 1194 code for a protein of 397 amino acids. Gene Ontology annotation, molecular function: aspartic-type endopeptidase activity. The record is from RefSeq and is a predicted model, not a curated record. The transcript has a single exon. NCBI's taxonomy places the organism in Eukaryota, Fungi, Ascomycota, Pichiomycetes, Serinales, Debaryomycetaceae. Gene Ontology annotation, biological process: proteolysis.